This is a messenger RNA of Piliocolobus tephrosceles (Ugandan red Colobus), 2116 nucleotides long. RefSeq names its product nuclear assembly factor 1 ribonucleoprotein (gene NAF1). The transcript has 8 exons. Gene Ontology annotation, cellular component: sno(s)RNA-containing ribonucleoprotein complex. Gene Ontology annotation, molecular function: RNA binding. Lineage: Eukaryota; Metazoa; Chordata; Mammalia; Primates; Cercopithecidae. Gene Ontology annotation, biological process: ribosome biogenesis; box H/ACA snoRNP assembly; pseudouridine synthesis. Bases 392 to 1882 code for a protein of 496 amino acids. The record is from RefSeq and is a predicted model, not a curated record.
ACAUUGGCCAGGUUGGUCUGUGAACUCCUGACCUUGUGGUCCGCCCGCCUCGGCUUCCCAAAGUGCUGGGAUUACAGGCGUCAGUCACCACGCCCCACCUCCUAGUCCUGAUUUUCAAAAGUGUGACGCAUGUGUCCUGUUCCCGGGAACGGCCGUCUAGCCGUCGCGCCGUCGCGCCACAUACGUCACACGCUAUUCGGAAAGCGUUGCUGCGUAAACGGCGGGGGCGUGUCUUUUGGCUCCUCCGCGUGUAGUUACCUGAGAAACGCGGGAAGUUGGGCCCACGGACUGUUGCUCAGGUUGUCUAAGUUGUUUUAUUAUUUCUGGAGAGAGCCGUAAGCUUGUGCAGGGUCUCAAAUCCUGAGGCCGACUCGGUUUCUGGCGCGGUGUGAUGGAGGUAGUGGAGGCCGCCGUCGCUCAGCUGGAAACUCUGAAAUUCAAUGGCACCGAUUUCGGAGUUGGCGAAGGUCCGGCGGCGACGUCUCCGGGCUCUGCCCCUGCGCCAGGGACACAGCCACCGCUACAGUCGUUUGAGGGGUCCCCGGACACUGGGCAGACCGUGGAGGUUAAGACUGCCGGUGAGCAGCCUCUGCAGCCCGUUCUGAACGCAGCCGCGGCCGGGACCCCAGCGUCGCAGCCGCAGCCGCCGCCGCCGCCAGCUGAAUCGCCGGCCUGCGGAGACUGGGUCACCUCUUCAGGAGCCAGAGAGCCUGCGCGGGCCCCGAACUCCUUGGAGACCUCGGACUCGGAUUCGGACUCGGACAGUGAAACAGAUUCAGAUAGUUCAAGCUCAUCGUCUUCCUCCUCAUCUUCCUCAUCGUCUUCUUCUUCCUCUUGUAUAUCACUUCCCCCAGUGCUGUCAGAUGGAGAUGAUGACUUACAAGUUGAGAAGGAAAACAAGAAUUUUCCUCUUAAAACAAAAGAUGAAUUACUUCUUAAUGAACUGCCUUCUGUUGAAGAACUCACUAUUAUUCUGCCUGAAGAUAUUGAGUUAAAGCCUCUUGGGAUGGUUUCAAGUAUUAUCGAACAACUAGUAAUAAUUGAAUCUAUGACUAACCUACCUCCAGUUAAUGAGGAGACUGUAAUUUUUAAAAGUGAUCGACAAGCAGCAGGAAAGAUCUUUGAGAUAUUUGGACCUGUUGCACAUCCAUUUUAUGUGUUACGGUUUAAUUCUUCAGAUCACAUUGAGAGUAAAGGUAUUAAAAUAAAGGAGACUAUGUAUUUUGCUCCAUCAAUGAAAGAUUUCACCCAAUAUAUAUUCACAGAAAAACUUAAACAGGAUAAGGGAUCAGAUGCAUCGUGGAAGAAUGAUCAGGAACCACCACCAGAGGCCUUAGAUUUCAGUGAUGAUGAAAAAGAAAAAGAAGCCAAACAGAGGAAAAAAUCUCAGAUUCAAGGCCGGAAAAAACUCAAAUCUGAAUUUAAUGAGCCAGGUGAAGAUUUUGCUGAAGUACAUCAGAAUUGGAGUGCUCACUCUACUUCAGAGCAUGCAAAAGGAUAUCGUAACAGAGAAUUCACACGAGGAUUUUCCAGGGGCAGAUACCCUCGAUCUUGCCAUGGCAGGCCUCCACCUCAGCAUUUCUAUAAUUCAGAACAUAUGGUAUCUCAGGAGACUUCAGGAUUUCCUUCUCAGAGACAAGAUAAUCCCAUUAUGCCACAAUACCCCUUUCCUCUUCCAAUGUUUGAUGUGCAUAAUUUUCCACUCCGCUCUCCACCCCCACCCCCACCCCCACCUGUAAACAUGAGUUGGGCUACACCAAACAUGGCAGCUCAUCCAUUACUUAACUUACCAUACUCCCUGCCCCCACCCCCUCCCCCUCCACCGCUGCCUCCUCCACCCUCCUCUGGAGAUAGUAAUUCUCAUUUUGGACCUUACUAUUAGGUGACUAUGCAUUUCCAGAGAAAUGUGGACUUUUCAUAUUAUGUGGUAAGAAUUUUUUUGUUUUUUUAAGGAGUGAUUAUGGAGCUAGAUUUUUAGAAACACUGUAAAAUACUAAAUGAUUCCUUCUGUUGUAAGUUGAUAUAUAUAUUUGUAACCUUUGUGAAAUUGUAUUCACAUGAAAAUGUCAGCUCAGAUUCUUGGGGGAACAUUAAAUUAUGUAAUAUUUAAUUAAAA